CUACGCUGCUCAGGAAACAGAACUAAACAAGAUAUAAUAACCGGGUCUUGGUUCUGUUCUAGUUACCAUGCCUAAUAAGAACCCCAAAACCCUACAUUUUUCCAUCUAUAAUACAGAAUAGGUUUCCAUCAAGUAUCGAUCUAGCUCAACAUUCCUAGUUGAUCAUUAGAAGUAUACAGAAAUUCAGUGAUGGGAAGCAUUGAUUUCAGAUCAGGGGAGUCGGCUGUUGAUCUUACUGGUGAAGUUCAUCAUCUCCCUUGUUGUAUUAAGUACAAUGGACCUUCUUCUGUUUCUCAAUAUUUCAAGCCCAAACCUACAGGAGUGGAGGUGGAGGAUCUGAAGGUGGAAGAAGCUCAAUUUAGAGGAAGAAGACUUCAGGGGACUACCAUUCACAUGCCUGAAGGCUAUUCUGGUUCCGUAUUAGGGAAGAAGAAUUUGAGUAAAUCAGAAGCUUCUUCCGAUUUUGAAGAUCAAUCAAAUUGUUGGGAAGUGAAUGCAAGAUUUCAGAGCAUAACAACAUGGAAUCAUGACAAUCUUCCCUCUCAAGAUGAUGCUUUCCUUCGAUCUUUUCACUGGAUUAAUGUUGCCAAAGCGCUACAUCGACCAGUGACAAGUGAUGAUCUGACAAAAACCGGAGUUUAGAACUCGUGAAAGCCAUUGUUGUUUGGAAAUGACCACUAUGCUUAGGCAACCUUUUGGAAACUUGGUAACAGUUAGUUUAUUGAUGUGAUUGGAAAGUUUUAUAUUUGUUGUAUUUGUUAAAAAUUAUAAUUAUCUUAAAAAUAAUUUGCUAAAAAUAUGUGAGAAAAGUGUACUUAUGACACAAUUGAGCUAUGAUAUUUUUCUGUG
Impatiens glandulifera is the source of this 849-nucleotide messenger RNA. RefSeq lists its product as uncharacterized. Gene Ontology annotation, biological process: RNA catabolic process. Gene Ontology annotation, cellular component: ribonuclease H2 complex. The record is from RefSeq and is a predicted model, not a curated record. The coding region runs from base 190 to 642 and encodes 150 amino acids. NCBI's taxonomy places the organism in Eukaryota, Viridiplantae, Streptophyta, Magnoliopsida, Ericales, Balsaminaceae. The transcript has 5 exons.